Messenger RNA from Bolinopsis microptera, 825 nucleotides. RefSeq lists its product as uncharacterized. NCBI's taxonomy places the organism in Eukaryota, Metazoa, Ctenophora, Tentaculata, Lobata, Bolinopsidae. The transcript has 3 exons. The coding region runs from base 1 to 825 and encodes 274 amino acids. The record is from RefSeq and is a predicted model, not a curated record.
AUGCUGGAUGAGUCACAGCCCGCAGAUUUCACUGUAGAGUUCACUGUAGAGUUCACUGUAGAGUUCACUGUAGAGUUCACUGUAGAGUUCACUGUAGAGUUCACUUUAGAGUUCACUGUAGAGUUCACUGUAGAGUUCACUGUAGAGUUCACUGUAGAGUUCACUGUAGAGUUCACUGUAGAGUUCACUGUAGAGUUCACUGUAGAGUUCACUGUAGAGUUCACUGUAGAGUUCACUGUAGAGUUCACUUUAGAGUUCACUGUAGAGUUCACUGUAGAGUUCACUGUAGAGUUCACUGUAGAGUUCACUGUAGAGUUCACUGUAGAGUUCACUUUAGAGUUCACUGUAGAGUUCACUGUAGAGUUCACUGUAGAGUUCACUGUAGAGUUCACUGUAGAGUUCACUGUAGAGUUCACUGUAGAAUUCACUGUAGAGUUCACUUUAGAGUUCACUGUAGAGUUCACUGUAGAGUUCACUGUAGAGUUCACUGUAGAGUUCACUGUAGAGUUCACUGUAGAGUUCACUUUAGAGUUCACUGUAGAGUUCACUGUAGAGUUCACUGUAGAGUUCACUGUAGAGUUCACUGUAGAGUUCACUCACCACACUCAACACCACACUCUCAACACCACACUCUCAACACUAAACUCUCAACACCACACUCUCAACACUAAACUCUCAACACCACACUCUCAACACCACACUCUCAACACCACACUCUCAACACCACACUAUCAACACCACACUAUCAACACCACACUCUCAACACCACACUCUCAACACCACACUCUCAACACUAAACUCUCAACACCACACUCUCAACACUAA